GUCAGCUCCGACGACCCCGGGUUCCGCGGCUCCUGGUUCGCCGGCACCGUCAUCCGCCGCGAGGCGAAGAACCCUAAUCGCUACGUAGUCGAGUACGACCAGCUCUACGAGGACGAAUCUGGGGAGAAGCUGCUGCAAGAAACCCUCGAUUGGAUCCAAUUGCGUCCGCCGCCGCCGCCUCCCGAGAAGAAGAAGAAGAAGAAGGUCCGGUUCAAGUUCGGCGACGAAGUGGAGGCCUUCCACAGCGACGGCUGGUGGGAAGGGGCUAUUACUGCGGAGCACUCCGGCGGGAAAUUCGCGGUGUUCCUCAGAGGCUCAAAGGAGCAGAUUGUGUUUGAAGAGAAAGAUUUGAGGUUGCCUGUUCAGUGGGUUAAAGGGAAGUGGGAGCCGCGAUUUAAACAGGUUCAGCGGGAGAAAGAGGGUGAAGACGAGUACCUUAUUGAGUACAAAACCCUGACGAAUGAUGAUGAUACUGAGUUUCUCAGAGAAGACAUUCGUGCUUGCAGCAUAAGGCCUUGUCCGCCGGAGAUCAUUGUUGUGGAUGGAUUCAAGGUGAUGGAUGAAGUAGAUGCUUACUACAACGAGGGCUGGUGGGUUGGCGUGAUUGCAAAG
Linum tenue is the source of this 612-nucleotide messenger RNA. Lineage: Eukaryota; Viridiplantae; Streptophyta; Magnoliopsida; Malpighiales; Linaceae. The record is from the annotation of a GenBank genome assembly.